CAGAAGGACAGAACCCUUGUAGCCUUCCAGCAGUUUUGGCCAUCACAGCAUCAAACUAUUGAGCUCUAACUUCCUGGAAGAAGAGCCACGGUCUGGUUUCAGCAGACCCUGUUCUGACCGGCAGAGGCUGCCAGGAGUUUACUGAAAGCCCUCCAGCUGAGUACACAGCCCCCGGGGAGCAGGAAUGGGCAGAGGGGCAGCUGAACCCCAGCCAGCGCUGCUGGGAAGAAGACGGAGGAGAGAGCACAGGGGCGUCCAGCACGUCUGCCACUAACAGGGGGGAGCCCGGCAGCUGGCUUGCAGCUGUUUCUUAGCUCCAAGGAGCCUCGCCUCUGGAAUGAUCCUUUGCAGUGGCUUGGGCAACCCGGGCCAAGGAGCUUGCAGCCUCAGAGGUGGUGAGGCUUCAGUGGAGAAGGACAGGGCAAGUUCUGAGGUAGCAUGGAACGUCGUCACCCUCCACUGAGUGUCCUUGAAAGCUUGUCAGCCUGCUGAGGUUGGGGGUUUUUUCCCUCUGUCCUCUAAGAAUCAAGGUCCUGGUCCUCCCCUCUUCUUGCCCAAGUGACCUCGGGGCCACCUCUCUGGUUCCUGACGCCUCUUUGUGCCCUUCUCCACACACCCCAUCCCACUUGGGGAGCUUCUGUUCUGGUUGGAAUCCUUGGUUUCCCCAGGGGGACAGAGCAAGCUCCCCUACAGCAGGGGAGGGAGGGACAGCCUCAGAGUCUGCCCAUGAGCCACAAGGACCCCGGCUGCCCCAGACUGGACUAUUCCAAAUCACCAAAGAGGAGGUUUCCCAGAGCUGGUCCCCAGCAAUCCCGAGGGACUAGAGGGCUAGGAUGGACUGACCUCCCCCUCAGUGGGGGGGCUGGAGACGCACAGCCCCUGUGGCCCAGCUAGUGGCAGGUCCGGAGGAAGCUGCCACCAGAGUCUCAGUGGCAGGAAGCCACAAUUGCCUGAUUUGUUUUCUCUCACCUCUGAGGGAGAGAAGGGGGUUUCCCCCCCGUUGGCCUCUCCCUUCCUUAUCGCGGCUUGGGCCUCUAUGCUCUUUCUUUGUGGAGCCAGACCAGGUGGGCAGCGCUGGGGCCAGCUGGUGAGGGAGGGACCCCGGUGACCCCCGCCCCCACAGGGGGUCCCGCACCCCUCGGCCAAGCCAUGAAGUGCUCCCUGCGUUUCUGGUUUCUCUCCACGGCCUUCCUACUGGUCUUUGUCAUGUCGCUCCUCUUCACCUACUCCCACCACAGCAUGGCCACCCUGCCCUACCUGGACUCCGGAGGCCUGAGCAGCACGCACCGGGUAAAGCUGGUGCCGAGCUACGCCGGCCUGCAGCGGCUCAACAAGGGGGGUCUCCUGAGUAAGAGCUGUGCCUGUCGUCGCUGCAUGGGGGACACGGGGGCCUCCGACUGGUUUGACAGUCACUAUGAUGGCAACAUUUCCCCUGUCUGGACCAAAGAGAACAUGGAUCUCCCCUUAGAUGUCCAGCGGUGGUGGAUGAUGCUGCAACCCCAGUUCAAGUCACACAACACCAAUGAGGUGCUGGAGAAGCUGUUCCAGAUUGUGCCAGGGGAGAACCCCUACCGCUUCCGGGACCCCCACAAGUGCCGGCGCUGUGCCGUAGUUGGAAACUCAGGCAAUCUGCGUGGCUCUGGCUAUGGGAGGGAUGUAGAUGGACACAACUUUAUCAUGAGGAUGAACCAAGCCCCAACAGUGGGCUUUGAACAAGAUGUUGGCAGCCGGACCACCCAUCACUUCAUGUACCCAGAGAGUGCCAAGAACCUGCCUGCCAAUGUCAGCUUUGUGUUGGUCCCCUUCAAGGCCCUGGACUUGCUGUGGAUCGCCAGUGCCUUGUCCACAGGACAGAUCCGAUUCACCUAUGCUCCUGUGAAGUCCUUUCUCCGAGUGGACAAGGAAAAGGUCCAGAUCUACAACCCAGCCUUCUUCAAGUAUAUUCACGACAGGUGGACAGAGCAUCACGGGCGCUACCCUUCCACAGGCAUGCUGGUGCUCUUCUUCGCUUUACACGUGUGUGAUGAGGUGAACGUUUACGGGUUUGGGGCGGACAGUCGAGGCAAUUGGCACCAUUACUGGGAGAAUAACCGCUACGCUGGCGAGUUCCGGAAGACGGGGGUACACGAUGCGGACUUUGAAGCCCACAUCAUUGACAUGCUGGCCAAGGCCAGCAAGAUUGAAGUCUAUCGGGGCAACUGAGCCCUGACCACCCAACUGUACCUUUCUGCUGCUGUGGCCAGAGGCGUAAGGGACCCACAGCUCUUCCUCUAGCUGGAGCCUGGAGGCCACUCACAAGGCACCUGCUUUGUUCCAGGAGUGUUGAAGUUCCCCAGUCAAUCAUGAGAGACUCCACUUGGAGUCUCCAAAACCAAUCAGGAGCAUCAGUCUUCCCCCCCCCCCCAAUUAUGAGAAGUCUGGAGAAAGGCCGACAUCUGGCCCCAAUCACAGGGUGACGGAGUGGAGGCUUUUGUUUUCCAAACCAAUCACGAAGGACUCACGGAGGUGAGUCCAGUGCCUGUGACCCAGGGGCUCUGGCAGAGGCGAGUGACCUUCAGAGUCAAGCCAGUGGCUACUUUCCCCUCCCACAUUUUUGGAUUAGGGGUAUUUUUUGUGUGUGGAAUUACUAUUAUUAUUUUAAAUUUAAGGCAAACCAGUUGGUUUCAACAAUCAUCAUGGUGGAAGCCGCAGUGGGCCAUAUUCAAGACAUACCAGAGACUGGAGAGGAAGAGAGUUGAGCGGGUUAAGUCCCCCAGAAGCAGAAAGCUGCAUCCCUAUUUCUGGAGGCCCUUCCUAAUCAGAGAGGAAGAAGGCUGGGGGAGCCCUUCCUAACGCACCCAACCAAGAGUGCAUUGGAAAAGGGCACUUCUCCCAUUUGCUGUCCUCCUCUUCUGGCCAGUCAUCCUCUGGCCUGUUUGGAAAGGAAGGGAGGGGGAUCACACCAAGGCUUUGCACGGUCUCUAAGACAUAAUCAGAUUGUUUAGGGAAAGAUGGUACACUGGCCUCUUGCGUUUGUGGGUAGCUUUGACCAAGAAGUCAAGGAGAAGCCCUUCCACAGCUCUUUAGGCACAGUUGAUCCAGGAUAUUUCCAUUAUUUCCUCAGGGCUGGAGGGUAGAGUAGACCCCGCUGAAGCAAAAUGCAAUCAUAGUGGGAACCCCAAGCGGCUUUGGGUGCCCUCAUUCUGGCUGUCUCAUCUCAACCUCCUCACCCCUUGGAUUAGCACUUAACUGCCUCCCUAUGGGAGAAUCUUAGCUGGAGCUCCCAACUUCUCACUUGGGAAGUCGGCCCCUCCCUGGGGGUGGGGAUGGAGAGAUCCUAGAGCAGGGGGUGCAAGGAUUAUGGCCCUGGGCAUUGGGGGAAGCCCAGGCAUCUCAAAUCCAACAGGCCUUCAAUCCACAAUCACUCCAGCCUCUCCUGUCCCUUUUCUUGGCCCGUGGCCCUCACUCUUCUGUGUACUCUGCUGUAAGGGGAGGACCAAGGCAAAGAAAUCCCCCUGGGAUCCAACCCUACUGUUUGUGCACUACUCAGACCAGCUUUGGGGAGCGACUCUUCCAGAAAGUUCUAGCUAAGGGGCUCUAACAAUUCACCAGCUUGGUGCAUGCAUUACUGCCCUCCUCCCCCCCAUGCCAGGUAGGUGCAGGGAGCCUGCUGGCUGGGGGGGUGGUGUGGGAUCUGCUUCCUUUUCACCAAGUAGCUAACCUGAAGCUGCCAGCCUUGGCUUGGGCACCAAAAGGGGAGGGAGUGCUUUGGUUUUUUUUUUUUGUUUUGUUUUAAGCUAGCCAUGCAACUUAGCCAGGAGCUUUGCUGGGGAGGGGUGGGCCUGCCCCCACUGCAUGCCUCCUCCCCUUCAUCCCUUCACUUUGGGUCUCUACCCACCCCCUGCCCGUUUCAGCUCUGGAAGGGGCAGCCAACGGUUACAUUUUGACUCUCUGCUUGGCUGCCUUAACUCAGCUAUGUCCCCAAGGGAAGACCUUGGUCGGAUGCUAGCGCUUCAGAGUCAGGGGAUCUUGGGAAGGGAGAGAGCAAAGGCUUCUGUGAAGCCGCCCCACUUCCUCCCUCAGCACUGACAGUCUCCACAAUUCCUCCUGGGCAGACACCCACACUCACACUCCUGCACUCACAGCCUCUUUUAGGACAACAGGUCCCUUCCAGGAGGGCUGAGAAAACCCUGACCUGAUGGGGCUGGGCAGUGUGGGCCUCUCUCCCAGUCAGUCCCAAGGGAAGGGGAGUAGGAAUGAGAUGGCUGGGACGGGGCAGGUUUUGCUGCCCUGCCUUUAGUAACAAGGCCUCCUCCACCAGUCCCAGAGUGACACAGGGGGCCUGCUAGUCCCAUCCUAAAGCUUAGGGAAGAGGCUGUUUUGAGUGUUUAGAAGAUGGGGGUGGGGUGGGAAAUGCAGUCAUGCCAAACAGUAUUGAACGAAGUAAUUUAUUUCUUUUAUAUCAUCAUGGAAUCCUGUUCUGGGAGACGUGGGUCUUGUGAGCUGGCCCACCUCUCCUUUUCUGCAAUAGUUAUUUAAAUGAAUACUUCUUUCUUUCUUGCCUCUUUAUUAAUUAAAAAGUUUUUAAAAAGUCA
Molecule: messenger RNA, 4574 nt
Organism: Phascolarctos cinereus (koala)
Lineage: Eukaryota; Metazoa; Chordata; Mammalia; Diprotodontia; Phascolarctidae
Gene: ST3GAL2
Product: ST3 beta-galactoside alpha-2,3-sialyltransferase 2
Biological process (GO): sialylation
Cellular component (GO): membrane
Molecular function (GO): beta-galactoside (CMP) alpha-2,3-sialyltransferase activity
Source: RefSeq, a predicted model, not a curated record